AUGGCUGUAGUGAUCACCUCCAUGACUGCCAGACUUGCAACCAAGCUAUCUCUCAAGAAAGGAGAAGAACCAGUGGAUUUGGGGAAUCUUAGGGUUCCGGGGAAGGAGUUUUUGGUUCGCAAUUUCUAUUUGGUUGGGAGGCUUAACACUUGCAGGGCGGUGGUGCUGGAUUCGUUCCGCAGUGCUGUAAGAUCGAUGUGGAGGUUAACGGGGACCGUGGAAGUCCAGCCAAGGGGAGAACGAUUUAUGUUUACUUUCACCCAUGAAAGGGAUGUUGCUCAUGUGAAGAACGGAGGUCUAUGGGGUUUUCAGCGAGCCAUGCUUUUCCUGAAUUAUUAUGAUGGUUUCUCGAAGAUUUCUUCUGUGAAGUUGGACUCUGUUUGGAUCUGGGUUACGUUGAAGGGCAUACCUUCGGGCAUAUUGACUGAACCCACUGUCCAGUUGGUUGGUGGGACAAUUGGUGAGGUUCUGGAGGUGGAUCGCAUGGCGUUGCAUAGGGGAGAUGCACGAGUCCCGCUUGUUCUCUCUAUCCAUGAUCCGGUGCAUUUUGACCGUAGGGUUAGGGUUUCUUCUGUUGAUGUCUUAAUCCUAAGAUUCGAGUAUGAAAGGCACCUAGGGCGUUGUCACUCCUGUGCUAUGCUAAACCAUGGUGGCCAGCAUUGCCCUAGGGUGGAUGACUCAGAGGUUGAUUCUGUGGUGGAGAUGGAUUCGUAG
Molecule: messenger RNA, 714 nt
Organism: Rosa chinensis
Lineage: Eukaryota; Viridiplantae; Streptophyta; Magnoliopsida; Rosales; Rosaceae
Exons: 1
Coding region: 1-714 (237 amino acids)
Source: RefSeq, a predicted model, not a curated record